Molecule: messenger RNA, 660 nt
Organism: Miniopterus natalensis
Lineage: Eukaryota; Metazoa; Chordata; Mammalia; Chiroptera; Miniopteridae
Source: RefSeq, a predicted model, not a curated record
AUGACAUCCGGAGAACCAAAGACAAGCCUCAAGAAUGCCUACUCCUCUGCCAAGGGGCUGCUGCCCAAGGCGGAGGAGGGGGAGGAGGAGGGCUACUGUACCCCCGGAGCCUUCGAGCUGGAGCGUCUCUUCUGGAAGGGCAGCCCCCAGUACACCCACGUCAACGAGGUCUGGCCCCAGCUCUACAUCGGGGAUGAGGCCACGGCGCUGGACCGCUACGGGCUGCAGAAGGCGGGCUUCACGCACGUGCUGAACGCCGCCCACGGCCGCCGGAACGUGGACACGGGGCCCGACUACUACCGCGGCAUGGCCAUCGCGUACCACGGGGUCGAGGCCGACGACGUGCCCGCCUUCGACCUCAGCGUCUUCUUCUACUCGGCGGCCGCCUUCAUCGACGAAGCAUUGAGCCUACCAGGUGGUAAGAUCCUGGUUCACUGCGCCAUGGGCCGCAGCCGCUCGGCGACCCUGGUCCUGGCCUACCUGAUGAUCCACAGGAACAUGACCCUGGUGGACGCCAUUCAACAAGUGGCCAAGAACCGCUGUGUCCUACCCAACCGGGGCUUUCUCAAGCAGCUCCGGGAGCUGGACAAGGAGCUGGUGCAGCAGAGGCGACAGGCCCAGAACCUCCACGACAGUGAAAAGGCCAGUGAGGAGCUGUAG